GAUACACAUUGCAAUUACGAUUGCUGAAGCACCUGUGUUGCCUGGAAAUAUUUUGUUUAUCAGAGCUUCAUGUUUUAAUCCAUCGCAGGCUCAAGGUUAUUUAUAUUUUUUAAAAACACGCGCUAAUCGAAGUGCUGCCAGACUGUUGAUAAAGAGCGGUGUGGUGUAUCGUCAGCACACUUGCGAUGAAAUAUCGAUAGGGCAGCUACACAUGCAACUCUGCAUAAUAUAUCGGUGUGGUUCGUAUCGAUUAAUGGCAACAACCGAUGAGCAAGAAGAGGCAAUUUUUCGCAACGCGCAACAAAAUCGGUGUUAAAUUCUUAUAAAAAGUGUAAAAACCAUUUCACAAAUAGGCUCUAGAACAACUAAACAUUGAAAAUGUGCAACAAAAUGUGAUGUUUGUUAAACAGACCAACCGCUACGCGGCCAAAUUGCUAAUGCAAAUCUGACCCAUGAGCAAUGAGAGAGCGAGAGAGCAAGAGAACAUACAGCCAAGCACAGCGCGUCACAGAAAAAGUUCACGAAAUCAGCCAGCAACAGCAACAGCAGCAGCAGAGCAGCAGCAGCAGCAGACGAGACUUUGAAGACGUUGGAAUUUGUGUUGAACCCGCGGCAGCCCGACGGCGCUGCGACUGCGACUGCGACGGCGACGGGGACGUACACCUCCAGCAGUCAGCAAUCAGCAAUAACGUGAAACUGCGCGCAACAACAACAACAACAACAAUACAAAUAAAGAAGUGGGUGAGCGGAGGCAACAAUAAGAGCAAAACUGUGAUCUCUCAUCUGGCAAUUGUUCAAUUGGCUGUGCUUUGAAACGACAUAGAAUUUAUUUAAUACGCGUAUUUGUGAGCAUUACAAAUUGUUUGUUUAAUUUCCAAC
This is a messenger RNA of Drosophila virilis, 879 nucleotides long. The record is from RefSeq and is a predicted model, not a curated record. NCBI's taxonomy places the organism in Eukaryota, Metazoa, Arthropoda, Insecta, Diptera, Drosophilidae.